AUGGGAAGAGGAGAAGAGAGGGACGAUUGGGAAGAAGGGGAAGAGGGGGAAGGAAAGGAGGAGAGAAAGAGGGAGAGGGAGAGGAGGCUGCAUGGCGGACAUCUUUGCGGGUUAAAAUGGGGGUCGUCUGAAAAAGUGGAGGGAGAAAGGAGAAAGAAGAAGAGAAGAGAGAGGGGCAGCGGUUUCAGGGAGAGCGGUGGCGACAGAGGGGUGUCGCCACCUCUUGCUGAUGGCCUCGCCGGCCGGAAAGAGAAGAGAGGAAGAGGAGGCUGCCGUAAAAGGGAGAGAAAAGGGAGAAAGGAGAAAAGGUGA
Molecule: messenger RNA, 312 nt
Organism: Solanum pennellii
Lineage: Eukaryota; Viridiplantae; Streptophyta; Magnoliopsida; Solanales; Solanaceae
Product: octapeptide-repeat protein T2-like
Exons: 1
Coding region: 1-312 (103 amino acids)
Source: RefSeq, a predicted model, not a curated record